CGCCAGUGGCUGCAGCGACAUAUUGCCUGGCGUCAUCGGCGACUCCAUCGAACUGCUACGGUCAAGGUUGCGCAGACGUACGAUGACGGAGCUAAUAUUGAUUCUUGACGUCUAAGAUAGAGCCAGGCCGCAGAUACUGUAGUGACUGCAGUCAUGUAGCCUAGCCUCCCGCACAUACGACACUUCUCAAUGAACCCCGGAGAGCUCCAGUCGCCACGCGUGAGCGAUGAUUUCUAGUCAGGUACAAAAAGGGGCAUUGCGGAACAGCAGUCUAAUAAUACCAAAGCGAGACAUUGCCGCCUCUAUUCUUAUCCGUCCCUGAAUUGUGUCUCUCCUCAGUGUGACGAGACAUAGACAGCUACAGACGUUGUCUGUCAAUAGUCUUUGACACUAGUGCCUGGAUCCAGCUCGACGUGGGCGGUGCCUGACAGGGCCCGACCAGGUUCCAGAGCGCUAGCGUCCGGUUGCUCGUGGCCAACCCACCAACCAACGCCGUCCAACACAUCCUGCAGCCAUUGCAUGCCUAGGUGCAUCUGGCGAUGCAAGGCGGCUCUGUUAUGUGGCAUUGUGGAAGCCAGUCGUGUCAAGGCAGGCCGUCACAUUGUCGGCCACGAUGCAUCUGAAGUUGCAUAUACACUUACUCCUAUCCCUGCCCAUGUGCUUGAGCUGCAUUCAGGGCAAAGGUGGUUCACGCAGGACGAUCCGAGCCGCGAGGGCAGACUCUGAACGCCAAAAGCUGGUCGGCGCAAUCAUGUAAGACAAGCAGCCCCGGAAGCCCAUGCGUAAACGGACGGGAUCGAUGCCAGGGCCAGGAUUCAACUGCUAUCCAGAGAGAGAAUCGCAGCGGCCAAGUGGAAACAAAAGAUGCGUCCCGUUACCGAAUCUGGCUAUUGCCGCGGACUUGCUCGAGAAGGCAGACUAUUGCACAACGGUAGGAAUCCAUCUUUUGCGGUGGUGACUGCGGCACAAGAGGUCGCCGGUGGGCUUAUCCACCUCUGGUGCAGCAGGCACAAUCGCAAAAGGAUAAAGCGCGGGAGGCUUGGGAUGGCUGGGUUUAGUGUGCACAUUUUGGUCGUGGCCUGUUUGGCUGACUAUGCGUGCUUGUGCAUGUACUUGGCUUGGUGGCCACGCAUCGGCCAGACUAAUGCUUUCUUUUGCGGUGGGUUGUCUUCUCCCCACCAGCACGACCAGCGACGCCGCCCGCCCCUGGAUCGCCGUAUGCGACGGUUGUGUUUCUGUUGAGGUUCCUUGUACCUUGCAUUAUUUCCUUUUUAUGGGAGAGAGAGAGACUCAUGACUGGCCAUCGUCGUUUGCACCUCGUUCUGAGGUACGCCUAGAACCUCAUCGCUCUGCUAGUCAGCUACCAUCCACCACCAUCAACAUUGUUGCGAUACGAGGCUCUUAGACGAGCAGAUAGAUAGCUCGGGAAAUAUUUGACAGCCCGCUUGACGAGUCAAUCUCAGCCAACCCUCGCAAAGAAGAAUGAGACCGGGCCGAAGCCGAGCCCAAGUACUGUACAAAGUCUCUUCCCACCAAUCCAGGGGUGUGUGUCAUGAAGCAGGCGUAUGGAUGAGCAUGGGUGUGUGCAUGGCAGUGGAGCGGCCACCCACCGACCGCCUCCCCCCCUGUCGCCCAGAGCCGAUGCACUUGCAGCUGGACAAGCGAGUCCACUUGCUUCGCAACUUGAUCGUCCGCCAGCGUGUGGGUGCCGGCCUACUUACAGAGUAUAUAUCAUCUCCUCUCCUCCGCUACCUAGCCGCAGUGCAUUCUGCCGACCUCCGGGUGACGUCCAGUGAUCGAUGCCGUUGCAUCUGGGCUUCAACUUACCGAUAUAUACCGUGUGACUAGACCUGAUUGCGUGUCUGGUCAUUCGCAUAAACCAAGUCGCUUACAUUCAUCAACACUGACCACUCAUCUAACACCAUUGCAAUAGUCCAGCCACUUCCACAACAUCGGACACAAGUGCAGCUAAUGGAGUUUCCUUGAAACACAGAACAAGAGCACACCUGAAGCAGCAUCGUUGGCUGCCACCUCAUCGAACCCUCGACGCCAACGACAACCUAGUCAAUAUGACUGACUCUGCUCAAGCUCUCACCAUCGCUCUGGCGGCUGGCAUUCCUGCUGCAUUUGUAGUAGCUGUCGCCGCCUUUCUUAUUUGUCGCUCGCAGCGUCGUAAGGCUCGUCUCUUCCGCCGCGGCAUUACACCCAUCGGAGAUGAAGAAAUCGAGUCCUGGAAGGUUGACAGCGAUGUGGAAAAGACAUCGAUUGACCGAAACCGACCAUCCCACCAUACCACUCGCUCUACAUCCUCUAUCCAGAAACCAGCCAGCGUUAUUGUGUACACGCCGGGACAGUAUACCCGCCGGCUUUCUGAACAAUCUUCACCUAAGUCACCAAAGUACAAACGCAGCUUAGAAAUCGCCCCCCUCUCACAAGCACGCGCCCCCAAUGCUCGUCCUGGACUCACCGAUGAGUCUGUACAGGGUGAGGCUGCUUACCUGACUCACAAGCGUCAGACAUCACGCCUAUCCAAAUAUCCUUCCCCCACCACCGGGCAGCGCAGUCGUGCAUGGAGCACCCGCAGCAUGACACGCCCUGAUGUACACGAGCAAUGGUACGGAGACGAGUUGCCACCAAGACGCUCCACGGAGACGUUUACUCGUGCCCGUUCUAUGCACACCACCACAAGCAAGGCUCGUUCCUCCAUCUCCUACUCACGCAUGUCACUAGACAACGAACCACUUCCAGGCGGCCUGUCACCCCGCCCACAGGUUCACCAGUCUGAGAUUGGCCGCGCUAUUGGUUGAAGGUCACAACACAGACAUCAACCAAUAGAUGCCAUCCAGCACAUCACACUGGCGUUGGCUAAUGAUUAUCAUAAAGGAACAAGACCCAAUGCAGAAAUAAACACACAGGGCGAUGAAACAAACGUGCAGCCCACGCUCAUCUUAGACCCUUGUCUCUACUGCAGCUGCAGCUCCCCACGCCAGCCCCCCCUGGCCGGGAUGAAUUCUGAGGGUACGGAAAUAAGCCAGCGAAACGUUGGUCCGCUAUCCCAAUUCAACGCAUGCAGCAUAUAAACAAGCAAUAUCUAUCGCUUUUAUGCGGCAUACUACGUUGCGAAGAUAUGCAUACAUCUCCACCCGGCCACAGAUGAACAGCGCUGCAUAACAUGGCUCCUCACACGAGCACUUCGAUCUCUCUUUCUUUUUCCUUAUUGGCAUGUCUUCUUUCACACGUUUACACCCGCCUAGACGGCGCAGUUUUUUUUAAGGUAACACAGGCCCAUGCUGCCUUUGAAGGCACUUGCCUGUGCACAGUAACCAAGGGACCACGAAGACUGGAUAUACCCCCCUUUGGAUUGUUUUGUGAGUUUGCGGCAUAGCGGCUGCAGGAUCGCCGUAUUUCUGCCAGUAAAUACAGACAAUAAAUAGCUUCCCAGCGCUAUUAUGCGCUAGAAUAUAACACAAAUAUUUAUUUUGCCUCA
Molecule: messenger RNA, 3487 nt
Organism: [Torrubiella] hemipterigena
Lineage: Eukaryota; Fungi; Ascomycota; Sordariomycetes; Hypocreales; Clavicipitaceae
Source: the annotation of a GenBank genome assembly